UAUCCCCCACACUUUCCUUCUUCUCUUCUUCACUCUUCAAACCCCAAAAACAAAAACAACCACAACAAUGGCAGCAACAAAAACAACAUCAACAACGUUGUUGCCAUUCUUCUUCUUCUUCUUCUUCUUUUUCCUUAAUCUCUCCGAAUCAAGACUCACCUUAGACUACUACAAACAAACAUGUCCACAAUUCGAACAAAUCGUCCAACAAACAGUAACCUCAAAACAGAUCCAAUCACCAACAACCGCCGCCGCCACACUCCGUCUCUUCCUCCACGACUGCCUCCUCCCUAACGGCUGCGACGCUUCCGUCCUCCUCUCCUCGACCCCCUUCAACAAAGCCGAGCGCGACAACGACAUCAACCUCUCUCUCCCCGGCGACGCUUUCGACCUCAUCGUACGCAUCAAAACCGCCCUCGAAUUCUCAUGUCCCAACACCGUCUCUUGCUCCGACAUCCUCUCCACCGCCACACGCGACCUCUUAAUCAUGCUCGGUGGUCCCCACUACAACGUCUACCUCGGCCGCCGCGACGGCCGAACCUCCGCUUCCCCCUCCGUUAACGGCCAUCUCCCUAAACCAUCAAUGCCAAUGUCACAAAUCAUCGAAAUCUUCACUAAACGUGGCUUCACCGUCGAAGAAAUGGUAGCACUUUCCGGUGCUCACACAGUCGGAUUCUCUCAUUGUUCAGAAUUCUCUUCCGAAAUAUACAACAAUUCAUCCUCUCCUAGCUCACCAAGUUCAUACAAUCCUCGUUUUGCCGAAGCUUUACGAAAUGCUUGCCGUGAUUACCAGAAGAAUCCAACUUUAUCGAUUUUUAACGAUGUUAUGACACCGAACAAGUUCGAUAAUGUUUAUUUUCAGAAUCUUCCAAAAGGUUUAGGUGUUUUGAAAUCAGAUCAUGGUUUGUUCAGUGACCCAUUAACGAAACCUUUUGUGGAAACUUUUGCUGCGGAUGAAGAUAAAUUCUUUAAGGUUUUUGCUUCUUCAAUGCAGAAGCUUAGUCUUUUGGGUGUGAAAACUGGUAGAAGAGGUGAGAUUAGAAGAAGAUGCGAUCAGAUUAAUUGAUUUUUGAUCUUGUUUCUGUGAGGGUUUGUUCUGGAAUCUGGUUUUCGUUAUUGGGUUUCAUAAAAAUGUAAACUUUAUUUUACUUAGUCUUUUUUUAUAUGUAUAAUUUCUCUCUCUUUUUUUUACUAUAUUUUUUUAUGUUAUAUUGUUUAUGAUAUAAUAUGAUAGUUAGGUUUAUAAUUAUUGAUCUGAGGUGGAUCUGGAGAUCUAGGAGAAAAAUUUGAUGAUUUAUGCUCAAUAAUAUACAUACAUAAUUAUUCUGUGUGAGCUGUGUAAUUGCAUGAGAGGAGUAUUGUGUUGUAAAAUUUAAUAAAAAUCUCUCUUUUUUAUUCUUA
Molecule: messenger RNA, 1401 nt
Organism: Lathyrus oleraceus (garden pea)
Lineage: Eukaryota; Viridiplantae; Streptophyta; Magnoliopsida; Fabales; Fabaceae
Product: peroxidase 31
Exons: 1
Coding region: 68-1066 (332 amino acids)
Biological process (GO): response to oxidative stress; hydrogen peroxide catabolic process
Molecular function (GO): heme binding; peroxidase activity
Source: RefSeq, a predicted model, not a curated record